AUGUAUGAAGAUGUCAUUGCAGUAACACAAAAUGUCGAUUGUAAGUUCCGCAAAUAUAUAAAAUAUCUCGUCUGUCUUGGGUAAAGAGUAAUAUUUUACAAGCCCUGAAAUGAUGGGAUCACGAUAAAGUCGAAGUAGAAGUUCAGGUGACGAUGUCCCACGUGGAAAUGAAUUGAAAAAUUCUGUUAGAACAACUGUAGAUAUCUUGGAAGAGGAGUUCCGCGAUGUAACUGCAAUCCCAAAAGAAGAAUUGUGGGAAAUGUUCGAGCUACUGCUAAAGAAAAUAGAAAAAACCAUGAAUUGCAUCAAAGAACUCAAAUUGCCGCCAGUUAAACCUCACAUUGUUAAAGCAACUGAUGCAGGUCCUGGCGUGGGAAGUAGUAAUGUGGAGGUCAAGUAUCGAGACGUUGAGAUGGCCAGAAUUUUCAAUUCUGAUCGGGUCAAUCGUAUUCAUAGGGCAAGGGAUGACAGCAGGCAGAAUGAGGCAGAACGAUCUAAUGCAUGUAUUGACGAAGCUCUGGUCGAUGGUGGUGCAAUGAGUUGGCGGUAA
This is a messenger RNA of Paramuricea clavata, 550 nucleotides long. The record is from the annotation of a GenBank genome assembly. Lineage: Eukaryota; Metazoa; Cnidaria; Anthozoa; Malacalcyonacea; Plexauridae.